CCUCAGCCUGGGUAUUGGCCGCCAUCUUGCUGUCAGUCUGUGCGGAAGCCGCUCCCGAUAUAGGACAUGGCUGCCCGGCUCCCGGCCUGUGUGGUAGACUGCGGCACGGGAUAUACGAAGCUAGGAUAUGCUGGAAAUACAGAACCGCAGUUUAUUAUACCAUCAUGUAUUGCCAUAAAGGAGUCGGCCAAAGUUGGGGACCAAGCUCAGAGACGUCUCAUGAAGGGCGUGGAUGACCUGGAUUUCUUUAUUGGAGAUGAGGCAAUAGACAAACCAACAUAUGCAACAAAGUGGCCAAUUCGUCAUGGAAUUGUGGAAGAUUGGGACUUAAUGGAGAGGUUUAUGGAGCAGGUUAUAUUCAAGUAUCUAAGGGCUGAACCUGAAGACCAUUACUUCCUCCUGACUGAGCCCCCUCUGAACACGCCAGAAAACCGGGAAUAUACGGCAGAGAUCAUGUUUGAGUCCUUCAAUGUCCCAGGGCUAUAUAUAGCUGUACAGGCUGUACUUGCGUUGGCAGCAUCUUGGACAUCCAGACAGGUGGGCGAGCGCACACUUACUGGCACUGUAAUAGACAGCGGAGAUGGAGUCACUCACGUCAUUCCAGUGGCUGAGGGUUACGUCAUUGGAAGCUGCAUUAAGCACAUCCCCAUAGCUGGGAGAGACAUCACGUACUUCAUCCAGCAGCUGCUCAGAGACAGAGAAGUUGGGAUUCCUCCUGAACAGUCCUUGGAAACGGCAAAAGCUGUAAAGGAACGCUUCAGCUACGUCUGUCCUGAUUUAGUUAAAGAAUUCACAAAGUACGACACAGACGGAAGCAAGUGGAUCAAGCAGUACACAGGGGUCAACGCCGUGUCCAAGAAGGAAUUCAGCAUCGAUGUCGGCUACGAGAGAUUCCUGGGCCCCGAGAUCUUCUUCCACCCAGAGUUUGCUAAUCCAGAUUUUACCCAGCCCAUCUCGGAGGUGGUGGAUGAAGUUAUUCAGAAUUGUCCCAUCGAUGUUCGGCGUCCACUUUACAAGAAUAUCGUCCUCUCUGGAGGUUCCACCAUGUUCAGAGACUUUGGCCGUCGCCUGCAGAGAGAUUUAAAGAGGACUGUUGAUGCCAGGCUGAAGCUGAGCGAGGAACUUAGCGGUGGCCGACUCAAGCCGAAACCCAUCGAUGUGCAGGUAAUUACGCACCACAUGCAGAGAUACGCGGUCUGGUUUGGAGGGUCCAUGCUGGCGUCCACACCGGAGUUUUAUCAAGUUUGCCACACCAAAAAAGACUAUGAGGAGAUUGGGCCAAGUAUCUGUCGUCACAAUCCAGUGUUUGGGGUCAUGUCUUAAAUCCGGUGACCGGUGAUGGGGAGCUGCUUCCUAUAUCUCGUCCGCUGCCGGGGAAGGGGUGCUGGGGUGCAGCUGGUUGGCGUACACCAGUCCCUUCCGAUCAUAGCCAGGAGUUCUCUUCAGAUUGUGGUUUAAUAAAAGCGCUGGGUUGUUAGUUCUGUGCCCUGGUAUUUUGUAUGGACUUAAUCUCAUCGUCUAUGUAAACAUUGGUUGUUCACACAUUUGUAUGGGGACAUAAUGUGUGUCACAUAUUUAGACCAGCGACCAACCUAUGCGGAGCUUCCUGUGACUGGUCAUGGGAGACGUUUGCCGGCUUUUUGUAUCUUUUUAUUGGGACCAAUUUGUAGGUUUUGGUUCCUUUAGUGUACGACCUGGAAACCGAGAGCUUCUAUCAUACGCUGUAUUCUGUCUGCUUGUCUCCUGGACACAGACAGGCCUUCUGUUCUUCGCUUGCACACACGGCUCGGCCAUACCGGCAAAUGUAUGGUCACUUUUGAUUAAAAUAAUGAAUUGGUAAGGUUGGUUUGUGAAGCCUAAAAUUUAUUCCAAUAAAGACCACGGUAUCUUUUUUACAA
Molecule: messenger RNA, 1898 nt
Organism: Pseudophryne corroboree (corroboree frog)
Lineage: Eukaryota; Metazoa; Chordata; Amphibia; Anura; Myobatrachidae
Gene: ACTR3
Product: actin related protein 3
Exons: 12
Coding region: 67-1323 (418 amino acids)
Biological process (GO): Arp2/3 complex-mediated actin nucleation
Cellular component (GO): actin cortical patch; Arp2/3 protein complex
Molecular function (GO): actin filament binding
Source: RefSeq, a predicted model, not a curated record